AUGAACCAUCAACAUCUGCAACAAGAACCAUCAACAUCUGCAAAGAGAACCAUCAACAUCUGCAAAGAGAACCAUCAACAUCUACAACAUGAACCAUCAACAUCUGCAACAAGAACCAUCAACAUCUGCAAAGAGAACCAUCAACAUCUACAACAUGAACCAUCAACAUCUGCAAAGAGAACCAUCAACAUCUACAACAUGAACCAUCAACAUCUGCAAAGAGAACCAUCACCAUCUGCAAAGAGAACCAUCAACAUCUGCAACAAGAACCAUCAACAUCUUCAAAGAGAACCAUCAACAUCUGCAAAGAGAACCAUCAACAUCUGCAACAAGAACCAUCAACAUCUGCAAAGAGAACCAUCAACAUCUGCAAAGAGAACCAUCAACAUCUACAACAUGAACCAUCAACAUCUGCAAAGAGAACCAUCAACAUCUGCAACAAGAACCAUCAACAUCUGCAAAGAGAACCAUCAACACCUGCAACAAGAACCAUCAACAUCUGCAAAGAGAACCAUCAACAUCUGCAAAGAGAACCAUCAACAUCUGCAACAAGAACCAUCAACAUCUGCAAAGAGAACCAUCAACAUCUGCAAAAGAACCAUCAACAUCUGCAACAAGAACCAUCAACAUCUGCAAAGAGAACCAUCAACAUCUACAAAAGAACCAUCAACAUCUGCAAAGAGAACCAUGAACGCCUCACCAGGUGCUUGGACUCACCGGUCUUUGAAGGACCUGAACUGCUCCUCCUUCUGCUCCAGAGCAGAUCUGUGGAACAGAGGCCUCUUUGUUUAA
Molecule: messenger RNA, 792 nt
Organism: Knipowitschia caucasica
Lineage: Eukaryota; Metazoa; Chordata; Actinopteri; Gobiiformes; Gobiidae
Source: the annotation of a GenBank genome assembly